GCAAUACCAAAACUCAAAAGACAAGAAACCCAAAUAUUCACUGAAAAGUUACCAAUUUGCCACAUGAAUUUGGAUUCCCCAAUUCAACGAUUCUUUAUAUAAACGCGCGUAGAUGCCUUCCCUCCAAAACUCUGUGGCCACCUCUCUCCUCCAAAUCAAUUAGCUUUGAUCGGAAAACACGAAUGGCAUCGACCUCCGGUUCUCGCCCCGACGGCGCAUCCAGAAGAAUCCAAUCCUCCGCCACAACGCUCUUCUCCGAAAAUCAAUCCCUAAUUGCUGAAAUUCGAAAAGCCAUCACCAUGAUGAAGGAAGUCGCGGUCGAUUUGGAGAGGCAUAAUGAGGCCCAGAUGGUAAAGGAGCUUGAAGAUGGUAUUCUUGAAUUGUUGGUAGCUUCUGAAGAUUGCUCACAUUUAUCCUCUGCAAUUCAAUCUGUUGGAAAUAAUUACCAGCCCGGGGAAGAGCUAGCAGAUUUUAAGAAGUUAUUUGAUAAUGAGAUUGCUAAGUCCAAGGCCAAUUCAUCUUCAGUUCCCCAAAAUCAUCAACUAUUACGCCAGUUUAAGGAAGCAAUUUGGAAUGUUCAUCAUGCAGGACAGCCAAUGCCCGGUGAAGAGCAGGAGGAUCUUGUAAUGACCAGUACACAAUGCAAUCUUCUGAACAUCAAUUGCCCAUUGACUGGAAAGCCUGUUACCAAGCUGGAUGAUCCAGUUCGAAGCUUGGACUGCAGGCAUAUAUAUGAAAAAGCGGCCAUUAUGCACCACAUAAGGUCCAAGAAUGCACACUCUCAAUGCCCCAUAGCUGGCUGCCCGAAAGUACUGGUGGCAGACAGAGUGUUGCGCGACCCCUUGUUACUUGUCGAAAUCGAUGAAAUGCGCUCAUUGAACUCGCAUUCUGCUAGACCUGAUGGGAUCGAAGAUUUCACAAUGCUUGAUGAAGAUGACUAGUUGAUGAGGCUUAGAAAAGUUGUCGUUUUGAAGGUCUCCGUUACGGCUCUUGACUAGGUAUGUGGUCUUAUCUGGAGUCAAGAAAAUAGGUCUCUGAAAAUACCGUGCUUGGAAUGAAACUAGUAGAUGUCUUCUGAGAAGCAAUGGCUCAGUUUCCAUCUUAAACGUUGGUUGUUGAGUUGUGAAAUAUAGUUUCAACCUUGUACCUUUGUUUCUUCGAUUGAGAUGUGAGAGAUGAUGCUCAUUCAGAUCUCUCUCUCUCUCUCUCUCUCUCUCUCUCAGGUAUUCUUAAAAUACUAUUAUCGCAGUUUGGUAAGUUGAUUAGCAA
Diospyros lotus (date-plum) is the source of this 1269-nucleotide messenger RNA. RefSeq names its product E3 SUMO-protein ligase MMS21. Gene Ontology annotation, cellular component: Smc5-Smc6 complex; nucleus. Gene Ontology annotation, biological process: double-strand break repair via homologous recombination; protein sumoylation. The transcript has 7 exons. The record is from RefSeq and is a predicted model, not a curated record. Gene Ontology annotation, molecular function: SUMO ligase activity; zinc ion binding. The coding region runs from base 183 to 941 and encodes 252 amino acids. Lineage: Eukaryota; Viridiplantae; Streptophyta; Magnoliopsida; Ericales; Ebenaceae.